Messenger RNA from Cavia porcellus (domestic guinea pig), 10525 nucleotides. RefSeq names its product leucine-rich repeat-containing protein 37A. Bases 1 to 6354 code for a protein of 2117 amino acids. The record is from RefSeq and is a predicted model, not a curated record. The transcript is spliced from 14 exons. Lineage: Eukaryota; Metazoa; Chordata; Mammalia; Rodentia; Caviidae. Gene Ontology annotation, molecular function: protein binding.
AUGAUGUUUAUAUUGCGCUUUGGGGCACCAGGGUUCAUGUUUUGGCCACAGUUGUGGCUAGUGAUGCUGGUAGCCCCACCUCAGUUCCCAGCCCAGAUGGACCCUGAGCUCUUUGAGCCUAGCUCUUUGUUUUUUCCUCACAAGCCCCUUCCCUCGUCUCAACCACUCUACACCUUUACUACUCCAGCAGAGCCGGGGGAAUUGGACUACCCAGGAACCUCUGCACCCAAGAAGAUUUUACUUACACCUGAGGAGUCGACUGGAGAGUCACUGCCGGAUCCAGAUAAGUUUGCUGUUCCGCAUCAGGGUCUGCAUGACAAGCUGGUUGGGCCACAGAGGCUCCCAGAGGUGGAUUCAAUGGUAGAUGGGCAUGAGAAUGAAUACCUAGCUCUGCCGUCUCAAGUCAGAAGAAAGGAGGAGAUUUCUGCUUCAGAGCAGGCUGCAGACCACCAGUCAUGUGUGCUGUGUUCAUCUCCAGUGAGUGACAGUACAACAACAUCACAAUUCGUUUCACUCCUGAAACCGAAGAAUAUAGCUCAGCACUGGCAACUUGCUAAGGAGGAUUUUGGAACUGCUCAUCAAUUAGAAUAUCCUCAGCUUCAGAAACAAACAGUGGAUCUGAGUAUGCAUAAAGCUGAUCAUGACAGCCUACACCUGGGAGAUCUGCAGAAGCCAACUGAGCCUCCACAGCCCUGUGAGCACAAGGAAACAUCCCACUACCAGCUGGAGACCCAGACUAAAAAUCUGGAGGCUCCCCAAAUCCAAUCCUCUCUACCUGAGGGAGAAGGCCCUUAUCAAGACUCACAGCCCGUUGAAGAGAUUGUACCUUUCUUUAUCCAUCGGGAGGCUCUAGGCCAACGAAAGUUUUUUACCAAGGCAGGUUUAGGUAAGCUGUCAGAGAAUGAAGAGGUCAGUGUUCCAUCCCUAAGGAGCAGUGCAACUCAUCUCCCACCUUUGCCAAAUUUCAUCCUGAGACCUGGGGAGAUACCCAAGGAACAAUCUCCAGUACUGCCGUCAGCCUCUACUAAGACACAAGGGCCAACAGUGAACGAGAUGCCAGUUCUAUUGCCUGGUCAAUACCCAACUCAGCGUCCAACAUUACCAAUUGUCACCAUCCCACCACUGGACAUGUGGCUUAGCACAAGUGAUGAACUCACUACAGAGCCUGCACAUUCUGAGGCCCUGCAGGAGAUUACAUCUUCUUCUUUGAAACGUCCGGUGGUGGCACUUGCACUUCAAGAGGAGGUGCAGGCUCAGCAACCAAAUCUGACACCUGUCAUCUUUGAGGCACUGAAAUUGAAGCACCACACAACUCCUCUGCAUACUGCAGAGGUUCAACUCUGCCCACAUUUGCAGACGUCAUCUCAGCAUCCACAGCCAUCUACUGAGGCUAAUAGUCAACAUAAAACACCACAUCAAAUGAAAACUCCAACACCACUGGGUGAGUUUUCAACAUCACCCAGUAUUAUGGUACAACCCAUGGAUAUGGGCCCUCUCAAAAAUGCUAAAGCCACUACAGAGGAUGAACAUUCUGUAGUUCUGCAGGAUAUUACAGCUUCUCCUGUGAAGCAUUCUGAUGUGACACUCACACAUUCAAAGCAGGUGCAGGCUCAGCGACCAAUCCUGCAUCAUUUCAGCAUUCAACCUGUGAACCUAGUCUAUCCUGAAACUUGUUUGCCUACUUUAGGGACUCCAUUCAACCAAAACUGGAAGGAGAGCCCCUCUCAGCCUCCACAGCCAUGUAUGAAGGCUGUAGACCAACACACAGGAACACCUGAAAUGACAAACCCAACAUCACUGGCUCAGGAUACAGCUCAGAGUCUAUCAUUGCCCAGUGACAUGGUACCAAUGAUGCAUAUGGAUGCCCUGAUGAGUGCAAAAGCCACUACAAAGGCUGAAGAUUCUAUGGAACGGCAGGAGGUUACAGCUUUUCCUCUGAAGCAUCCUGGGGUGAUUCUCACACUUUCAGGGCAGGUAGGAGCUGAGCAACCAAACCUGACUCCUGUCAUGAUUCAUGCUUUGAAUGUAGAACAUAUCAGAACUUCUCCACCUACUUCAGAGGUUCAAUUUUCCCCAACUUUGUCAGAGACCCCAUCUCAGCCUCUAGAGUCAUUUGUGGAGGCUUUAGGUCAAAGCAGAGUGUCAUCAGAUACAACAAAUCCAUCACCACCAGACCAGGGUGCAGCUCAGUCUCCAACAUUGACCACUGUCGUGGAUCAACCACUGGAUAUGGGUCAUAGUAUACAUCCUGAACUUACUAUAGAGGCUGAACAUUCCAUGGCACUGCAGGAUGUUGGAGCUCCUCCUCAGAAGAACCCUAAGGUGACUCUUGCACAUUCAGGCCAGUUGGAGGAUCAGCAUCCAAACUUGACUCCUGUGACAGUUACACUUUUGGAUGGGGAACGCUUCAUGACUCCACCACCUGCUACAGGAACUAAACUUCCUUCAGUGAUGCAGGAGAGCCGCUCUCACCUUGCAGAACCAUCUAUCAAGGUUGUAGUUCAACACUUGAUAAAACCUGAAAUGAGAGAUCGAACUCCACCAGGUCAGCACACAACUCGGAGUCCAACAUCACCCAAUGGUGUGGUACAAACAAUGUAUACGACUGCUACCAUUAGUGCAAAAGCCAUUACAGAAGCUGGAUAUUCUGCGACCCUGCAGGAAGUUAUAGUUUCUCCUCUGACACAUCUUAAGGGAACACAUUCAGAGCAGGUGCAGUCUCAACAACCAACCCAGCUUCCUGUUAUCACUCUACUUGUGAACCUGGAGCAUCCCAAAACUCCUCUACCUACUGCUACCAUGAGUGCAAAAGCCAUUACGGAAGCUGGAUAUUCUGUGACCCUGCAGGAAGUUAUAGUUCCUCCUCUGACACAUCUUGAGGGAACACAUUCGGAGCAGGUGCAGUCUCAGCAACCAACCCAGCUUCCUGUUAUCACUCUACUUGUGAACCUGGAGCAUCCCAAAACUCCUCUACCUACUGCUACCAUGAGUGCAAAAGCCAUUACGGAAGCUGGAUAUUCUGUGACCCUGCAGGAAGUUAUAGGUCCUCCUCUGACACAUCUUGAGGUGACACAUUCGGAGCAGGUGCAGUCUCAGCAACCAACCCAGCUUCCUGUCAUCACUCUAUUUGUGAACCUGGAGCAUCCCAAAACUCCUCUACCUACUGCUACCAUGAGUGCAAAAGCCAUUACGGAAGCUGGAUAUUCUGUGACCCUGCAGGAAGUUAUAGUUCCUCCUCUGACACAUCUUGAGGUGACACAUUCGGAGCAGGUGCAGUCUCAACAACCAACCCAGCUUCUUGUCACCACUCCAGUUGUGCACCUGGACAAUUCCAAAACUUCUCUACCUACUUCAGGAACUCAACUCACCCAAAAUUUUCAGAAGAUGCUUUCUCAAUCUCCAGAGCCAUGUAAAAAGGCUGUAAAUAAACCCUCAAGGUAUAAAUCAAUCACACCUAAAAUGACAACGUCAACACCACCAGGUCAGGAUCCAGCUCAUACUCCAACAUCAUGUAAUGGAACCAACCAACCACUGGAAGUAGCGCUCACCACAAGUGCAGCACUCACUACAAAGGCUGAACCUUCUCUGGCCCAGCAUAAGGAUUCUACUACUGCUCUGGCGAAGCCUGUGUUGACAGCUUCACAUCCAAACUUGACCCCCGUCACAGUUCAAUCACUGAAUGUGGAACACAACACAAAUCGUUACUCUGUACAAAUAGUGCGGGACACCACCACCAAUAUCAACAUAUGUGAGCUCUGCACCUGUGAAAACCAGACCCUGUCAUGUACGGGUCUCAGCUCACAGCAAAGGCUGCGCCAAGUACCUGUCCUAGAGCUCAACUCCUUCACAGUCCUAAAUUUUCAAGGAAACUCUAUUUAUACCAUUCAAGAAAGGGCAUGGACAACAUACCGUUGGGCUGAGAAACUAAAUCUCAGUGAAAAUUACAUCACCGAACUACAUAAGGAUUCCUUUGAAGGCCUGCUAAACCUCCAGUAUUUAGAUUUAUCAUGCAAUAAAAUACAGUUUAUUGAAAGAAAUACAUUUGAAGCACUACUUUUUUUACAGUUCUUAAAUCUUCGUUGCAAUUUAAUCACAGAAGUGAGCUUUGGAACAUUUCAAGCAUGGCAUGGAAUGCAGUUUUUACACCAAGUAAUUCUCAAUCAAAAUCCUCUGAAAACCAUUGAAGAUCCAUCUCUUUUUACAUUACAAGCAUUAAAUUAUCUGGACUUGGGACAGACGCAUGUGUCACUCACAGUACUGGAGAACAUUCUCGCGAAGUCUCUUGAAUUGGAAAGACUGAUCUUACCGAGCAUUAUGUUCUGCUGCCUCUGCCAGUUUAAAAAUGAUAUUGAGGAGGUCUGCAAGACAGUCAAGCUGCACUGUGACAGUACAUGUCGAGCCAAUGCCAAGCAGUGUCGGAGAGGCACAUCCUUAGGGAACCCUGAAGGAAUCUUCAUGAAAGUGUUACGAGCCCGGGAACUGAGCACCAGCACACAGCUAACUAUCCAGUCUGAAAAAUUCUCUUCACAGAAAAGUGUGAACAACCAACAGGGCUUUAUGAAAGAGCAGCUAGAUAUGAACGAUGAAAGUGACAUCAUCAGUGCACUAAGUUACAUACUGCAUUUCUUCUCCAAGGAAAAUCGGGAAGACUUAGAGGCAACAAUAUUACCAUUCAUUCAGCUGCUUUUUUCAAAGGUACAUGAGGGUGCUAAUCCCUUAGGCAACAUGAAAAACAACGUGAGAAAGUCUUUGCAAUCUGUGGUCAACAAUGCACAUUUCACAAAUAAACUGAAGAAGCUGAACUUUCCUCAAAAAUUGCUUAAUGAUGAUAUACAGGAAAAAACUAAUGAUGUGAAAAAGGAAAAGAAAAUUGCCAUGCCUGUGCAGUCGAGCCUUUUUGAUCCCAAAUUCAGAGGCCAAAUCUUUCCCAAAAAAUCGGAAAAUGCUGAAGCACCAGAAAACAUCCUGGAAGCAGUUGGGCAUGGAAGGAAAAGACUUCAGAGAGUAAAGAGAGAACUUGAGAGGAACACAAGAAAAGCUGUUUCUUCUUCAGAAAACGGCAUUUUUAUUUUAGAGCAUGCAAACUCUAUAGUUAAAACCAUGGUGGGCACCAAGCCAAUAUUACAUUCUGCAAAAGUUCAACGCUUUCACAAAAUACACUCACGCAUGGCCCACAGAACACAGGAGACCAAGCUGAGUGAAAAGCUGACAAAGGAAAGCACAUGCAGUACACUACUGCUUGCAAAGAAGCCUCCAUUCCCAGCAGUGAAGAGUCUCGCCAGCCUCCCUUCAAAACAGGUGCUCUUAUCUCCAAGAGACCUGGGUAUUCAGGAGAAUCUUGUCUCAGAAUUAUAUGUGCCUUUAGUAGAAACCACCCCUGUAGAAAACCCUGCUACAGAACAUGGUUUUCAAGGAGAGGAUUUUGUAGUAAAACUUAGUGUGCCAAAAAAAACUAUGUCUAAAAAACCAACUCAGAAGGAUCCUCUGGCCAUAGACUCUGCUGCUACUUCAUCCGACCUCACACCAGCUAUGAGGCAGGCCAGGGAGGCACAAUGGCAACACCCCAACACAGGGACUGACUCACCCCACAGGGACUUCACCUCCACACUGCUGUCGGCCCCAGGUGAUCCAUUUGAAAUCUACCUAAACCAGCAACUGUGGCCCCUCAUCCCCAACAAUGACAUCAGAAGGCUGAUUUCUCAGGUCAUCUGGAGCUUAAAAAUGGACUGCUCUGAGGCCCACAUGCAGCGGGCCUGUGCCAAGCUUAUCUCUAAGACGGGACUCCUGAUGAAGCUGCUCAGUGAGCACCAAAAAGUCCAGGUGUUCAAGGCCCCGUGGGACACAGAGGAUCAGAAAAGUGAGGACAACACCAGUGAGACCACAGCAGAGGAGAGUGACGAGAAGGACCAGAAGUCAAGAGAGCUUACAAAAGUUCAAGAACUUGGCUAUUACCAGCUGACCUUGCCAUUAUGUUUGAUGGGAGGAAUGAUGACUUUAAUGGUACUUUUCUACCUAAUUAAGGUACGCUGUCACAGAAGACCUUUACAGGAAGUUGAAAAGUCCUCAAGGGGCUUUUCUCCACAUUGGCAUGGAAGCUGCAAAGCAGAACAAGUGAAGCAGAAGGCUGGUACUAGGUUUUAUAGCCUACUUUUGCUCAGGGAUAUAUACAGACCCAUCAGUAUCUCCCAAAUGAGAAGAAUGGAAGCCAAGCUACAUGAUGAAUCCUCUGAGGAGGAUGAGAUUUUCACAAAGCGUGCUCUGGAGCUUUGUGAAGUCAUCAUAGAAGGAGGGCCCACAGAGUCGACCAAUAAAGAUGAAGACACCGGGGAGCUGGAAGAAGUAGUCAUUCACUAAGCCCUUCCUGCUUCAGGAGGGAUUGUAAAUAGCUUUGCAUAUUAAAAUACAUAACACUUUGUAAAAACUUUUAGCUAUAUGAUGAGAAAUUCAAUUGCAAGUAGUUAAGUAUGUGUGAGCACAGAACAAGAGCAGAGGCAAAAAACAGUUGGGGUAAAGCUUGGAUCGUCUGUGGCUGUCAUGCUUCCAGGAGAGGCAGCGUGGUAGCUUCUCACUCUCAUCACUCAACACAGUCAGCCUCUGCAACCAAAAGCACAUCCUCCACAAGCAGGGUGGAUUCUCAGUCAAAUCAUUAUUGUUCUCAUGCACUCUCCUCUGCUUUUGGAGAACCAGUUACACAGUGGUGUAGGGGAGCACACCCCUCUAACCCCAGCACUCUGGGAGGGGGAAGCAAGAGGAUCACAAGUUUGAGCCCAACCUGGGCAAAUUAGUGACUCACAAAACCCUGUCUCAUAAUCAAAAAUAAAAGAAGGCUGGAAUGCGGCUUAUCAUAAAGGGCUUAGCUCAAUCCUCACUUACACAAAAAAGAAUGAGCCAAUCUAUUCCCUGCCUACCUGGCCUCUUAUUCUUAUUCUCCCAGAAUGCUGGGGUCAUCAGAAUAUUUGGAUUACUGAGCCUACUGGCUUCAGCGGUCAAGUCCUUGUAUUUCCGUCCAAGUCUUAAAACUCAUGUAUGAAUGUGUAUUCCAUCUUGGUAGCAGUUCUCCAUCCUCACAAGCUAAUAGAAAAUUCCCAUUGGUUUCUUUGUAUGUUUGCUUUGUUUAAAUCCUAGUACUUGGCCAAACAGCACAGAGGUGUGGAGGGAUAACAUAAAAAAAAGAAUGCAUGAGAUCAGUCAUUUACAGCCUUGGGCACUGAUUUCAGCUAUAGGUUGGGCCACUUAUCCUUUCACCCAUGGACUGCCCCAGCCCUCCUGACCCACCAAGGGCCAUGUGUGUGCUGCUUGGUUCCUUCCAGCAGCUCUAUCCAGAUUUGCACCUAUGCUCUUUCGGUCCAAUCCAAUGCCAGUCUGCAUGAUUCCAAGUGAUAAUUUGCAGAUGAAGCAAGAGUUCCUCCACUUUAUCUCCAAAGACAAAAUCAAUAAAGGAUGUUUAGUACAUCAGUGGGAGGUCAGUACAUUGGUGAGUAAGAGAAGAUCUCAGUGUACAAGAACUGAGAAUCCACCUACUGACUGCAAAAGCAUCCUGGUACCCUUUCAUAGAGAGAAACAGUGCCAGAGGCUGCUGGAAUGACGAGCCUGGCAGACACACAGGUGGCCAGUGUUGCUGCAAUCCCACCCUCACCUGGCUGCCUACAAGGCCAGAAGAACUGGAGAAUCCUUUUAACACUGAGAUUGGAAAUGCACACUCUAGCUUCUACUUCAUUCCAUAACCAAAGCAAACCACAAGGCAAGCCCCAAGCUGGGAAUUGAGAAAGGACCUUCUACCCUCCAUGACACCAUGGACACCAGCAGGGGUGAAAUUGGGUGGAGUAAUUCUGUCUUAGGAUGUGAUGAGUCCUGGCUUAGACUUUGUUCAGCAUGGCCCACCCCGGAGAGGUCACUUGAGAAUGCAGCAGGUGCCUAGUGCUUAGAAACCCAACCAUGCUUCUCUACUAGGUCAGGAGCCCUAACAAGGCAAGGAUCAAUUUCCUUCCUCUCCACAUGGCCCAUUCCGUGUCCCCCAGUUCCUAGCACCAAGCCCUGCCCUUGGGCAUGACUCGGGAAUAUGAGUGACUGUGUGAAUUCAGACUGUUCCUUCCACCUACACAUGGGACUCCAAAUGUCACCAUACACUUAUUGACCAAAGGCCAGCAGAGGGUGCUAGCUAUUUGCCCCCUCUCUGUGAAGAGCCUGUACAAUUAGGGGCUAAGAUCUAUCCAGCAUCAAAUCUGUACUACUGUCCACACGGCCCUUCAACAAGGUCUCAACGCAUGGGCCAUUUAAGACUGAAAAUUUUCCUUUCCUGAAGUUGUAAGAGGAAGGCUGUUUAAGGGCACUGAUUGGAUCACUGGGGAUGGUGGUAUACAUCUGGCAUCCUAGCACUUGGGAGGCUGAGCAGCAGGAUUCUGAAUUUGAGUUCAACUUAGUGAAAACUUGUUGAAAAAUAAAGUGAAAAGAGACUGGGAUAUGACUCACUGCAAUGGUCCUGGGUUGAAGCCCUAAUACUGCCAAAAACAACAUAAAGCACAAGUCUCUCAGGGGUCCACAAGGCUUAAGGACAACUUUUAAGACAGAGAUUCACCAUGCAAACUAUCACUGGGCAGGUGUGGUGACACACACCUGAAAUCUUAGCACAUGAGAGACUAAGGCAGGCCAGCCUGGGCUACGUAACAAGUUCAAGGCUGCCCUAGACUAGGCAGUGAGAACCUAUCUCAAAAAGGCUUAACCCUAACCCUAACUGCCAUGGCAGCCUUCCGUAUAGACAUUAAUUUUUAAAGAAGAAGCAUAGAGAACUGUAAUUAAUACUAAAGAAGGGAACUGUCACCAGGACAGGGAUCAAGGUGGCAAGUGUGUUUUCAGGCCAUGAUUUAUGGUCAGUUGUUUCCCCUGGUCAUUAAAAGGGGACACACGCCAAACAGUCUCCGGCCCAGGCUGACAAAAGUGACACUGUAGGGAAUCCAGGGUGGUUAUGAGGUAUCUUAGGUAUAGUAUGUCACAAAUUAUUAAAAACUGAUGGCCCAUGGCUUUACAGGUUGAAUAAGAGAUUGCCUCUGUGAAUUACGAAGGAAUAAGGCAAUACGUCCCUUCACAAAUGCAUCUGGUUGAAAAGAGUUUGGUUUGCAACCAAAGCUUUUUGGCGAAAUCUAGCUUCCAUUCACAAAUUCCAAGUGACAAACAUUACUGUGGCCAUCUUCCCUACAUAAACAGGAAUGCAACCAAAUUCACCACAAAUCAUAAAACAAAUUAAGUUCGUAAAGCAGUACCAGUGCAUUUUGCUUUUGGGCGACUUGAGUGUACAGCUGGGAAAAGUAAUGUUAUAUAAUUUAGGCUGGUCUUGUCCUAGCCCUCCUCCUGCCUUAGCCACUACCGUGCCUGGCUUGAAGAGAAUGUUUUCUAGUUUUUUUUUUGUUUGUUUGUUUUUUAAUAAGGUAGUCUAGAACAAUUUACCUUCAAGAUAGAGGCAUUUGGUAAGCGUCUAGAAACAAGGUGAAGUACUUGGUAUGAGCUGCGUAUUGUGGGUUAUCUGUAGAGUUGCACAGCCUAGUAUAGGAGCCACUAGCCACCCUAUGACUAUUGAAAUAUAAAGGAAUACAAACUAAGUAAAAUUUAAAGACAGCGCCUCAGUCACACCAGCCACAUUCCAAAAGCUGUUCAGAAGGGAAAAGAAAUGCUUUGCUGAUCAGAGACAAUGUUUUAUUCCUUAUUCACUACUGAGUUUGGACCGAGACUCCAAGAAGGGAAGAAAUCUUAGGAGUCAUCUUCCCAUUCUAAUUAGAGUAUAAGUACUUAUAGCUGAGAGAAUUCAUGAGUCUUUGUGACUAAAACAACAAAACUGAAAACUCAGAUGAUUAUUUAAUCAAGCAGAUCUUUGUCAAUGUUAGAUACUGAAAGGGCACCAUGAAAUUUAAGAUGAUCCCUGCCACCUCAAGGAGGUACCCAUCUACCUAGAAAGAAAAGACUUCUGCCAUGACAGUAACUGCAGAGCCACCCUAGGUAGGUGCCACACUUAACCAUGCCAAAAAAACCUACAAAAAAAACAAAAGGCAGCUCCUGGUACCUGGCUGCUGAAUUGGUGGCCACUGGCUCGAUCUUUCACAGCAACUAGCAAGACAAAACAGAACAUUUUAAGUGAGCAAUGAAACUUGCAGACUCAUUGUUGUAGCAUCUACCAGAAUCUGUAGCUUGUGCCCUUGUUUCUUCAUUCUUCAUUUUCUUUUGUUUUCCCCUCUGCCAUGCAACUCUCUAGAUAUAUCUGUUGCAAUAGUUUCUUGUCUUUCUUUCUUUGAGACAGGGUCUCACUGGAUAGUUCAGGUUGGCCAUGAACUUACUAUGUAGACCAGUUUUACCUCACGGCAAUCCUCCUGCCUCAAGCUCCCAAGUGCUGAGACUACGGAUCACUAUAUCUGGAUUCUAGAUGUUUUUUUUAAUGCCUAUCUCAAGCCAGGGAUUUAGCUCAGCGGUAUGAGCACAUGCCUGGAAAAAACAAGGUUGUGAGUUCGAUCCCCACUAAUCAAUAAAAUGAAAUUCUUUA